This is a messenger RNA of Paracoccidioides brasiliensis Pb18, 1350 nucleotides long. RefSeq lists its product as uncharacterized. Gene Ontology annotation, cellular component: nucleus. The record is from RefSeq and is a predicted model, not a curated record. The coding region runs from base 1 to 1350 and encodes 449 amino acids. The transcript is spliced from 3 exons.
AUGGGUAAGAAGAAGCGCGGUCAUCCAGAUCUCGAGGAGCUGCUCAGUCGCCCUUGGUGCUACUACUGCGAACGAGAUUUCGACGACCUAAAGAUUCUCAUUUCUCAUCAAAAGGCGAAACAUUUCAAAUGCUUGUCCGUGCAUAUGAGCCAAGUCCAUAAAGAAUCAUUAAGUGCUGUCGAUAAUGCCCUUCCUAACAGGUCCAGUCUGGAUAUCGAGAUUUUUGGCAUGGAGGGUGUUCCUGAAGAUGUUUUGCAAGCUCACAAUCAACGCGUCCUGACCCAAUAUCACCAGGCCGAGGCGGAGCGGCGUGCCGUGACGGGGAACCCAGCGCCUGGAUCACAGGGUGGCGGGGGCCAGCCAAAGAAACCAAAAUUCGAAAGCCCUGCGGAAUUAAAAAAGAGGCUUGCGGAGCAUAAGGCGAAGCUUGCUGAACAAGCAGCUGGAAGUAGCAGUGGGGAUGUCACUCCUGUUGGCGCUGGACAAGGCUUGCAGACAGGAAAUGCCGCAUACGUUGCAACGCCUCAGUUUACCGCUGGUCAGCCGCUGAAAGGCUCGAGCCAGCAAUAUUCCUACCCGCAACCCUAUGGGCAAAGUGGCGCUUUUCAACAAAGCACGGCGGCAUUCCAGAAGCAACCCGAUUAUGCGUCCCCUGGAUAUGCUCCAUAUCCACCUGCUAGCCAACAGUUCCCUGUAACUCAGUUUAGCACUCCGCAGGUCUCGUCGCAACAGUAUCAGCAGCCGGCUUCGAGUCUUCCACAGCGUCCAUUGGGAACAAAUACGCCUCCAGGACCUUUUCAACAACAACAACAACCGCCAUUCCAGACUCAAACUCCUCCACAUACCAGCCAUUUCCCCUCUCGCCCUCCCAGUCUACCUACUGCGCCUGGCCUUCCGCAACGCCCAAGUUUUGGCGCUCCCCAAGUCAAUGCUUUCCAGAUGCAACAACUGCAUCAUGGUCAACCUUCGUACGGGUUAGAACAAACUCAAACUGGUCGAAGUCCCUCAGGGCCACAUCCUGUUGGAGAGCAGCCGUCGACUUCCAUUGAUGACUUGAUUUCGGGUGCGGCGAAACAGGCUGACGAGAUUGCCGGUAAAACUCCCGCUCCAGCUACGAAGCCUGAGGACACUACUGGAGAGAAACCAGCUAAGAAAGAGAAGGAAAGGUCGAAGGCCACGAGAAUGGUGUAUUCUGAUAACGAAAUAAGUCCUGAGGAGAAGAUGGCUCAGUUGCCUAGGUACGCAUUUGUUCCUGAUCGCAAAGAAGAGACGGUCCUUGGGGUUGCCACUACUGCUGCAGUUGCGGGAGCCAAUACCGCUUUCGAAACAACAGUAAAUCCAUCACAAUAG